AUGGCCGUGCUUUUCUUUUCCGCGAGCGCCGCGUCCUCCCCGCUAUCCCCCGUCCCAGUCUCCCUCCUCAUCCCUCUCUUCUUCCUUCUCUCCCUCCUCGCGCGCGCGCUCCUCCCGCACUCGCACACGCUCCACGCGCGCCUGGACCGCUUCCUCCAGACCGUGGCCUUCGCCGCGCUCGCGCUCUUCUUCGCGUCGCGCCUGACCGACGCCUACGCCGCCCGCGCCAUCACCCCCACCCGCUUCUUCCAGUUCUUCCUCGCCGGCGGCGUGUGCGCCUUCCUGACCCACGCCGCCUGCACCCCCAUCGACGUCGUCAAGACCCGCAUCCAGACCACGUCCGGCCGCUACACAGGCAUGCUGGACGCCUUCCGGAAGAUCGUCGCGGAGGAGGGCCCGCUCACCCUCCUCAAGGGCCUGGCCCCGACGGCCGGUGGCUACUUCCUGCACGGCGCUUUCAAGUACUCGUUCUACGAGGUCUUCAAGGUCCUGCUCUCGACCGACCCCACCCACGCCCUCAAGCCGCCGCUCACCAUCGCCGCCGCCGCCGGCUUUCUCGCAGAGUGCAUCGCGUGCACCUUGCUCUGCCCCAUGGAGGCCAUCCGUAUCCGCGCUGUCGCCGACUCCGCCUUUCCCAACGGCGUCUUCACGGGGCUGUCGCUGCUGCUCAAGAGCGAGGGCCUGCACGGCUGGUACAAGGGGCUCCCGGCCAUGCUCAUGAAACAGGUCCCGUACACGGUGGGCCAGUUUGUCAGUUUCGAGCUCGCCGUCACCCUCGUCAAGGGCUUCGUCCGCACCGUCCUGCGCAUAGAGGGCGAGGAAGCCUUCGCCUCCAUCUCCAGCAUCGCCGGCCUGCUCGCUGGCAUCACGGCCGCCAUCAUCUCGCACCCGGGCGAUACCAUUUUGUCCAAGAUUAACCAGGAAGAGGGCGAAGGCUCGGCUUGGUCCCAAAUUGUCCGCGUCGCGAGGACCGCUGGCUUUGCAGGCCUCUUCCUUGGUCUUGGUGCAAGGGUCGUCCAGGUUAGUUGCAUGAUAGGGGGGCAGUUUUUGAUCUACGAUUCUAUCAAGCUCUGGUGUGGCAUUGUCCCGGCCUCGGCUACGGUUGACGCAGUCAAAGUAGAGGCUGUGGAUAUCGCCACAGCGGCUCUGCUUGCAGGAGGGGAAAGUGCUGCCGCGGCUAUUGCGACCAAGCUGAGAUGA
Chondrus crispus (carragheen) is the source of this 1200-nucleotide messenger RNA. RefSeq lists its product as hypothetical. Gene Ontology annotation, biological process: mitochondrial phosphate ion transmembrane transport. Gene Ontology annotation, cellular component: mitochondrial inner membrane. NCBI's taxonomy places the organism in Eukaryota, Rhodophyta, Florideophyceae, Gigartinales, Gigartinaceae. The coding region runs from base 1 to 1200 and encodes 399 amino acids. The record is from RefSeq and is a predicted model, not a curated record. The transcript has a single exon. Gene Ontology annotation, molecular function: phosphate transmembrane transporter activity.